AUUGAAGAUAACCCGACUUUAUUUUGUACAAUGCAUAGUUACUGACAACGAUUGAUAAGAGAUAUAAAUGAAAUCGAUGCAAUAAAAUUCGAUAAGAUAGCAAGAUAUUUAGGCAGCUUACGCUAAAUAGACAAGUAGUUGAAAACUUCUCCCUUUUUUCUUCUAAGCCUAAUCGCAUACCGUAUAUACUUGUCUUUAUCAAUUUUUAUCUUAAAAUUUCUUAAUCUUAUCUACCAAGGUGAGUCGACGAAAAGUACAGUUGAAACAGAAAAAUCGACAAUGCAGCCCACAGGAAUGAAGUCGCACAAGUGGGAGGACGAGGUGGAAAGGCUAUUUCGAGCCUAUCCGACGGCUGACACACAGUUUAGGAGUCAACAGUUUCUAUCUACUCCAGCGACCGCAGCAGCGUACGUAACUGGGCCAUGGAAUGACGGCUUGCAGUAUGGUUACCCUUCACCGUCUGCCCACGCACCUCCACCUCCUCAUCACCCACAGCCACCACCACCACCACAACCAACAGCAUUCGAGAAUGGAUGGAGCGGCCUUGGAACUGCAGCAGCCGCUGCAGCAGCGAUGCAUAAUCACCAAAGCGUACAACCGCACCAGCAGCCUACUGCAUUCAGACACGACGACUUCUGCUCCCCUUCCGAUGGCCGGGAAUGUGUUAAUUGCGGAGCCGUUUCGACGCCUCUUUGGAGACGGGAUGGAACUGGUCAUUAUUUGUGCAAUGCUUGCGGUUUAUAUAGUAAGAUGAACGGACUUAAUAGACCUUUAGUAAGACCCCAAAGACGCCUUUGCGCUCAACCCAAUUCGCGACGAAUAGGCCUGCAGUGCAGUAAUUGUCAGACAUUAACGACGACGCUGUGGAGACGAAAUAAUGAUGGGGAGCCGGUAUGUAACGCCUGCGGUCUUUAUUUUAAAUUACAUGGAGUUUCAAGGCCCUUAUCAAUGAAGAAGGACUCAAUACAAACAAGAAAACGUAAACCAAAGACAAAUAAGAAAGUAACAACUUCAGAAACGAUGCAACAGCCUAUUGAUAUGAAAAAAGAAGGAAAUGGUUAAUUUAUUUUUUAACACUGUUAUUUUAUUUUUUUCUCUUUUGUUUGUUUUUUAUAAAAAAAAAGUAAAUUUUUUCUUCUCUCGAAAAAAAGCCCACCUGGCAAUAUUUCCCUUUAACAAAAAAAACGCAGAUACUCAUAAAAACUGUACAUAAGCAAUAUAUAUCUAUAUAUACAUAUAUGUAUACAGUUAUAUGUAUAUAAGGGACUUAUUGUUUAUAAUACAUACAACAGUAUUGUACAAACGAGUUUAUACAGUUUGCAAAAAGCGUGAAAGAAUCGAGUCAGGUGCUCGUGCCAAUAUGUCAGAUUCGGCGGAAAGAAGUAAUUCGUCUUCAUUAUACGCUUCUCCCCCUUUUCCAUUUUCGGCCUACUUUCUUUUCCCCUCUAGCCAAUCGCCUUUUCCGAUCCCGUUUCCUCGCAUCGUUUCAGAGUAGGCUGUCAAGAAUCAUUGCUUUAACCUAGUUUUAUAAUCUUCUUCUAUGACUAUAAACAAAAUACUUUGCAUACAAAUUAUAUUAAAGUUUGUUUACCGUAGUUGUUGUUUUUAUAUAAUCCAUAGUCAAUUUUCAUAUCCCUAUUCGACUCUAAUAGUCUAACAAGGCGUCCAAUGUCGACGUUCUCUAUAGGAACUCCCUAUAAUAAAUAAACAUAUAAACACAAAUGUGCGCAAAAAUUUCUAAAGCAAUAGAUUAAAGAGAGAGAAAGACAGAGGGAGAGAGAGAGAGAGAGAGAGGGAAAGAGGGAGCAUGUGCAACAGUUAAAAUACAAAUAGUGCCAUCUGCCGACUUACAAGUAUAUUUAAUUUUUUUAAA
Molecule: messenger RNA, 1873 nt
Organism: Dimorphilus gyrociliatus
Lineage: Eukaryota; Metazoa; Annelida; Polychaeta; Dinophilidae
Source: the annotation of a GenBank genome assembly